UUGUCGUUUAUAAUUUCUCCGGUAGUUGAUUUUGCAAUUGAUCUCCGGCGAUGUAUUGAUUUCAGGCGACCGAGGGAUCGACCACGCGUCGCUGGAUUGGCCGAGGCGAGCAAAGAUUGCGAAGGGCGUCGCGCGCGGGCUCGCCUACCUCCACGACCAGUUCCCCUCCGACGAGGCGGAGGCGGCGCCGCCGGCGCCGCACGGCAACCUCAAGUCCAGCAACGUCCUGCUCGCUCCCGACUUCGAGCCGCUCCUCGUCGACUACGGCUUCCUGCCAUUGCUCAACCCCACGGCGAUGACCAUGCAGGCCCACCGGGCGCCCGAGGUCGCCGCCGGCAGCGGGCCGGCGACGCAACGGUCCGACGUCUUCUGCCUCGGCGUCGUCCUCCUCGAGCUCCUCACCGGGAAGUUCCCGUCGCAGUACCUCGGCGACGGUGCCAAGGCCGGAGGCGGCGGCACCGACGUCGUCCACUGGGCGACGUACGCCGUCGGGGAGGGGCGGGAGGCGGAGAUACUGGACCCCACGAUCGUCGCCGGGCCCCACGGCGCCGCGUGGGUGCCGGAGAUGAAGCGGCUGGUUCGGGUGGGGGUGGACUGCUCCGCGGCGGAGCCCGAGCGGAGAAUCGAGCUGCGGGAAGCCGUGGCGCGCAUAGAGGAGGUGGCGGCGGGCGGGAGGGAUGGUGCUGGGGAGCGGCCGAGCUAAGCCCAAUUAACACGUGGAGGGAGACGUCAAACGAUGAAUUAAUUCAAAAGCAUUAGAAAUGAAACCACAACACGACGCAUAGGACGAUUUAGUAUUUAUUUAU
Molecule: messenger RNA, 806 nt
Organism: Zingiber officinale
Lineage: Eukaryota; Viridiplantae; Streptophyta; Magnoliopsida; Zingiberales; Zingiberaceae
Product: pollen receptor-like kinase 6
Exons: 1
Coding region: 296-703 (135 amino acids)
Biological process (GO): protein phosphorylation
Molecular function (GO): protein kinase activity; ATP binding
Source: RefSeq, a predicted model, not a curated record